Penicilliopsis zonata CBS 506.65 is the source of this 930-nucleotide messenger RNA. RefSeq lists its product as hypothetical. Lineage: Eukaryota; Fungi; Ascomycota; Eurotiomycetes; Eurotiales; Aspergillaceae. Gene Ontology annotation, molecular function: oxidoreductase activity. The coding region runs from base 1 to 930 and encodes 309 amino acids. The record is from RefSeq and is a predicted model, not a curated record. The transcript is spliced from 2 exons.
AUGACACGGCUGUUAGAUUGUGUGAUUGUCGGCGGAGGCCCGGCCGGCCUCUCUGUCGCCCUGGGCCUGUGUCGGGUGCGGCGCACGGCGGUGAUUCUCGACUCUGCCGAGUAUCGCAACGCCCAUUCCCCCGAGAUGCACAAUGUCCUCACCUGGGACCACCAGAACCCGGCGGCUUACCGAGCGGCUGCCCUGCGCCAGAUCGUCGACGGCCGCUACGACACGGUGCAGUAUGCCCAGACCCGCGUCGAGUCGGUCGUCCAGGACGGCGAGGGCGUCUUCGUCGCCACGGACAGCACGGGCACGACCUGGUUAGGGCGCACGCUGGUCAUCGCCACGGGCAUCACCGAUGUCAUGCCGGGGAUCCCGGGCUUCCGCGAGUGCUGGAAGAACAUGAACAUAUAUCAUUGUCCCUUCUGCCACGGAUAUGAGAAUUCCGGCGCGGAAUCCGCGGCCAUCAUCGCCGUCGACAAUAUGGCCUCUCCCAUGGGCGCCCAUUUUGCCAAGCUGUUCUCGCGCUUCGCCAACAAGAUCGCCGUCUACACCCACGGCAACGAGGCCAUCGAGCCGACCUUUGCGGCCGUCGUCGCCGCCAACCCAGCCAUCCAGCUCGAUCACCGGCGGCUCGCCCGUUUGAUCCCCAGCGCAGAGCCGGGCGGCAAACCCUCCGUCCAGCUCGAGACCGGCGAGGUCGUCACCCACGACUUCUUCUCGCACCAGCCCACGGCAUCGCCCAACAUCGCCUUUGCCAAGGGGCUCAAUCUCGCCCUGGCAGACAGCCAAACCGAGCUGAAAACAGACCAGCCUUUCUUCCAGACCAAUGUGCCCGGCUGUUUUGCCUUGGGCGACAUCGCCUCCCCUUUCCGGACCGUCACCGCCGCGGUUUCAGCAGGCUCGGCCGUCGCGGGGGGGAUUGCCAAUCGUCUAUAG